CGGCUGAGAACGGACCUGGUCUCUGUCUCCACCCGCCGCCCCAGCAGCUCUUCGUCGUCCACCUUCAUCCUGCUGCAUUGCUUACAGUCACUUCAUGUGGUUUGGAAAACAACUGGUUUCAGACGAGUUUUAUCAGAAUAUCCUGGGCCGAUGCUGUUAGAGACCUGCCAGUAAGUCAGACUGCAGAAGAGCUGAUUUAAUUUUCUGCUGGCGUGAUCUGCAUCUGCUGCAGGACUCCAGAUAGAGGACCGCUCCUCUGAGCACACAGAUGUGUUUUGGGUACAGGAGAAGAGGUAAAGGAGACCAAACAGCCAGGAGAUGAUGGAAGCCGGCCUGAAUGGAGCCUCCAAAUCCCAGUCUGCAGGUGCGAAGCAGCAGCUGCAUGGCGCCACUGUCAGUUUCCACAAUAUUUUCUACAAAGUGAAACAGGGAGGUGGCUGUUUUUGCUUGAAGAAGACCACAACCAAAGACAUCCUCAUCGACCUCAAUGGUAUCAUGAAGCCAGGGCUGAACGCCAUCAUGGGAGCAACAGGAAGCGGCAAAUCAUCGUUUCUGGAUGUUUUGGCAGCCAGGAAGGAUCCUGCAGGCCUGACGGGAGAAGUCCUGAUUGACGGAGCUCCUCAGCCUCCGAACUUCAAGUGCCUUUCUGGAUAUGUGGUGCAGGACGAUGUGGUGAUGGGAACGCUGACGGUGAGAGAAAACUUCACCUUCUCAGCAGCUCUCCGCCUCCCAUCGAGCAUCACUCAGCAGGAGAAGGAGCAGAAGGUCAACAGGCUAAUCCAGGAGCUGGGACUGGGACGAGUGGCCGACUCCAAGGUGGGCACGCAGCUGAUUCGUGGGAUUUCCGGCGGUGAGAGAAAGAGGACGAACAUCGGCAUGGAGCUGAUCAUUGACCCGCCCGUCCUCUUCCUGGAUGAACCCACCACGGGCCUGGACGCCAGCACGGCCAACUCCGUCCUGCUGCUGCUGAAGAGGAUGGCUAAUCACGGUCGGACCGUCAUCCUGUCCAUCCAUCAGCCUCGGUACACCAUCUACCGCCUGUUCGACAGCCUCACUCUGCUGGUCAACGGCAAACAGGUUUACCACGGCCCAGCACAGAGAGCACUGGACUACUUUUCAGACAUCGGAUACACCUGUGAGGCCCACAACAACCCCGCCGACUUUUUCCUGGAUGUUAUUAACGGAGACUCAACGGCCGUCGCUCUCAACAGUAUGGAGGAAGAAGAUCCACGUCCGGAUGCAGACUCGGUGUCGAUGUCCAGAAGAGGGAUCGAGGACAAACUGGUGGAGGAGUACAGGAACUGCCAGAAUUAUAAAGAGACCAAAGCAGAGCUGGAGGCGAUAGUUCAGGGAAAGCCGGCCACCACCUCCUCUCGCUCCAGAACCAUCACCUACAACACCGGCUUCCUGACCCAGUUCAAAUGGGUUUUAAAGAGAACUUUCCGCAACCUCCUGCUCAACCCUCAGACCUCCAUCGCUCAGGUUGCAGUAACGCUCUUCCUCGCUCUGGUUGUCGGAGCACUUUUCUUUGAUGUCAAGGACAAUCAGAGCGGAGUGCAGAACAGGAUCGGCGCGCUCUUCUUCAUCGUUGUGAAUCAGUGUUUCAGCUCUCUGUCGGCUGCCGAGCUCUUCAUCGCAGAGAGGAAACUCUUCACUCAUGAGUAUAUCAGCGGCUACUACAGGGUGUCCGUCUACUUCCUGUGUAAGAUCCUGUCUGACAUCAUCACACUGAGGACCAUCCCCGCCAUCAUCUUCAGCUGCGUUGCGUACUUCAUGAUCGGUCUGAAACCCACAGCUGAGGCCUUCUUCAUCUUCAUGUUCACCGUGGCUCUGGUGUCCUACACAGCCACCUCCAUGGCCAUGGCCAUUUCGGCUGACCAGACGGUGGUGGCCAUCGCCAACAUCUUUAUGACCAUUACCUGCGUCUUUAUGAUGAUCUUUGCAGGCUUGUUGGUGAAUCUUCCUUCCAUCGUCAGCUGGCUCGCUUGGUUAAAAUACUUAAGUGUGCCCAGAUAUGGCCUUAGUGCUCUGCAGGUUAAUGAGUUCACCGGGCUGAACUUCUGUAAUGGGCUGAACAGCUCCGUCAUUCCUCCAGGAUCCUCCUGCACAGGUGAGGCGUUUCUGGAGGAGCAGGGCGUGGAUUAUUCCAGCUGGGGCCUCUGGCAGAACCACCUGGCUCUGAUCAUCAUGACCAUCUGCUUCCUCACAAUAGCAUACCUCAAACUGCGCUUCAUCAAGAAGUUCACCUAGACCCUCAUCAUCAUCAUCACUGCUGCUGCCUUGGUAACAUAAUCAAAACUGCUGCGAAGAGCAGCUCAGGAUUGUUUGUUUUUUACAGAUAUAGUUUGUUACUUUCCAUCGUUCAGGUUCAAACUUACUUUUAUUGAUUCAAGUAAAAAAAUAUCUGUGAUCUUCCAGAAGACUUUUUUUUAUAAAUCUUUUAUUCACUCCUUGUUAACGCUGUUUUACUUUGUAUUAAGUCUAUUUACUUAUAAAUGUUUUGGUUUUUUGUUGUU
Messenger RNA from Melanotaenia boesemani (Boeseman's rainbowfish), 2516 nucleotides. It is a transcript of the gene abcg2a, whose product is annotated as ATP-binding cassette, sub-family G (WHITE), member 2a. Gene Ontology annotation, molecular function: ABC-type transporter activity; ATP binding; ATP hydrolysis activity. Gene Ontology annotation, cellular component: plasma membrane. The transcript is spliced from 19 exons. Bases 319 to 2250 code for a protein of 643 amino acids. The record is from RefSeq and is a predicted model, not a curated record. Lineage: Eukaryota; Metazoa; Chordata; Actinopteri; Atheriniformes; Melanotaeniidae.